AUGGUGAAAUUCUUGGUAGUUGACAGAGUUUCAGCAUAUAACGCCAUUAUUGGAAGGACAACUCUCAACAACUUAAAAACUGUGACCUCAACACCGCAUCUCAGUAUGAAGUUCCCGACAGAAGAAGGAGUUGGAGUGGUUAAGGGAGACCAGAAGGAAGCUAGACGUUGUUACAACUUGUCCCUGAAAAGUACCCCGAGGCAGCACAAUCUGGGUGAGAAAGCUAAGGAGGAUGGGAAACAGCAAUCACCGUUGGGGGAGCCCGUGGAAGGCUUGGAGGAGUUCGAAAUAGGCGAUCUGGGAAAGAAAGUUUGUAUUGGAUCACAACUCCCCCAACUCAUGAAGGAAGAUCUGGUGGCUUUCUUAAGGCGCAAUAGUGAUAUCUACAUGGAAGAAGCAGAUCAAGAGAAAACUACUUUCAUCACAGACCAAGGACUCUACUGUUAUAAGAUGAUGCCCUUCGGUUUGAAGAAUACGGGAGCCACUUAUCAGCGACUAGUGAACAGGAUGUUUCGGAAUCAAAUUGGCAGAAAAGUUGAGAGGGACAUUGAAGCAAACCCAGAGAAGGUCAAGGCUGUCCUUGAGAUGGAAGCACCGAGAACGACAAAGCAACUCCAACGGCUGACAGGAAAGAUUGCGGCCCUAAACCGUUUCAUUUCACGGUCAACAGAUAAGUGCCUUCCCUUUUUUAAAAUUUUAAGAAAAGCAAUUACGUGGAGUGAGGAAUGUGAGGAAGCUUUCAGAAAGUUGAAAGAAUACUUAACGAACCCUCCAUUGUUGAGCCGCCCUACUGAAGGGGAGAUACUCUAUCUCUAUUUGGCAGUAUCCCCCUCAGCGGGACAGGUUUUGGCAGAUUUCUUGGUGGAAUUUUGCAACAUCCCCGAAGCGGAAGAACUUCCAAAAGAAUUAACCUGGGUCGUGUAUGUGGAUGGCUCCUCAACACGGGGCAGAAGCGGGGUAGGUGUCCUCCUCAGGAAUCUUGAAGGUCAAGAGUUCGGUUUUGCUAUAAAACUGGACUUUGUCACAACGAAUAAUGAAGCCGAGUAUGAAGCUGUAAUAGCAGGUUUGGCAUUGUCCCGAGAGAUGGGAGCAACUACUGUUGAAAUCCGAAGUGACUCUCAAGUAGUGAUACCUCAGGAUGAAAAUAUUCGAGCAGAUGAAUUCUCAAAGAUUACAUCAGGAAUAGAUGAAGAGAUUGAAGCGUCUAGAAGGAAGAUUAUCGUUUUGACCGAGCCAUCGAUAACCCCGAAGGUUGCGGCUCGGAAGGUAAAGAUACAAGCAACACGGUUUUGCCUCCUCGGAGAAGUAUUGUAUAAAAGGGGAUACUCCGAACCCCUGCUCAAAUGCCUCCCUAAGACUGAGGCGGAUUAUGUUCUUAAGGAAAUCCAUGAAGGUGUUUACGGAAAUCAUUCGGGAGGAAGAAUGCUGGCACAAAAGACCGUCCGAGCAGGUUAUUAUUGGCCUACGAUUAGUAAGGAUUCAGCUCUUCUUGUAAAGCACUGUGACAAAUGCCAGAGGUUCUCAAGAAUUAUGAAGACAAGUCCCGAGAAGCUUACUCCCCUCACUUCUCCAUGGCCAUUUGUGAAAUGGGGGGUAGAUAUUGUCGGCCCAAUGCCUGUAGGGAAAGGGAGUCGGAAGUUUUUAGUUGUAGCUGUAGACUAUUUUACUAAAUGGGCAGAAGCAAAAGCGUUAGCAACUAUAACCACAACAAAUAUCACAAAACUUCGUAUCCAAAACUAUUAUAGCUCGGUACUUUAUCCAAAGGCGAACGGGCAGGUAGAGGCGACAAACAAGACCCUGGUAAGGACAUUGAAGAAAAAGCUUGAAAAGAAGAAAGGAGCAUGGGUUGAAUCUGUUCCAGAGGUGUUCUGGUCGUACCGAACCACAAAAAGAACUCCAGCAGACGAGACGCCAUUUUCACUCACCUACGGGACCGAGGCUGUGAUACUAGCCGAAGUGGGAUCCCCGAGUUUUCGUGUAGCUUACUACAAUCCUGAGCUCAACGACGAAAAUGCCAAGUUACAUCUAAAUCUUUUACAGGAGAAAAGAGACGACGCUCAAGUUACAUGGGCAGCAUACCAGAAUCGAAUAGCUCGGUACUUCAAUAAAUUGGUGGUCCCAAAGAAGUUUCAGCUCGGAGAUUGGAUACUCAGGAAAGAAAUCCUACUAGAUGCGGCCCAACAGUUUCGGGGUCGAACUUAUAUUUAG
Alnus glutinosa is the source of this 2208-nucleotide messenger RNA. RefSeq lists its product as uncharacterized. Lineage: Eukaryota; Viridiplantae; Streptophyta; Magnoliopsida; Fagales; Betulaceae. The transcript has 8 exons. The record is from RefSeq and is a predicted model, not a curated record. The coding region runs from base 1 to 2208 and encodes 735 amino acids. Gene Ontology annotation, molecular function: nucleic acid binding; RNA-DNA hybrid ribonuclease activity.